AUUAAACAACAGUUAUGAAUGAAAACAUGUUGUUAUUCGCAGUUAGGUGUUGUGGAAUCUUCUGGAAGGCAGAGAAUCCGGUGCCAAUUUUGUUACAUAGCAAUGCGCAUGCGCAGUCCAUUUCACGUGGAGUACAGAUUUCCCCUUCAGUCUGUGUCACAGCACGAAAACCUGCAGCUUCACGUCGUCUCCCAGACCACUCACACAUCCAGAAAUGGCCUUCAGAAAAUUCCUCCCCUUGUUCGACCGGGUGCUUGUGGAGCGCUUCACCGCAGAGACGGUGACGAAGGGCGGCAUCAUGCUGCCGGAGAAGGCUCAGAGCAAAGUGCUGCAGGCCAAGGUGGUGGCAGUCGGGCCGGGCUCCGUCAACCAGAAAGGUAACUUGAUGCCAGUCAGUGUGACGGUGGGAGAGAGUGUCCUUCUUCCGGAGUACGGAGGAACUAAAAUCAGUCUGGACAACAAGGACUAUUUCUUGUUCCGUGACGGAGAUAUCCUGGGCAAAUAUGUCGAGUAAAUCAUCAUUUUAUUUUGUGUCGCUAUGGAUCAUGUCAAGUCCCGAAACUUGGAGAGAAGAAAUUAAGUUGCCUCUUUCAUGUCUGUUUUUCUUUAUUAUUAUUUUUCAACGUGUUAUUGCAAAUGUAAAUAAUUCUAAUCCAAUUUUGUUACAAUAAUAAAACUGAACUAUU
This is a messenger RNA of Eleginops maclovinus (Patagonian blennie), 686 nucleotides long. It is a transcript of the gene hspe1, whose product is annotated as heat shock 10 protein 1. Gene Ontology annotation, cellular component: mitochondrial matrix. The record is from RefSeq and is a predicted model, not a curated record. Bases 215 to 514 code for a protein of 99 amino acids. The transcript is spliced from 4 exons. Gene Ontology annotation, molecular function: metal ion binding; protein-folding chaperone binding; protein folding chaperone. Lineage: Eukaryota; Metazoa; Chordata; Actinopteri; Perciformes; Eleginopidae.